Molecule: messenger RNA, 4616 nt
Organism: Botrytis byssoidea
Lineage: Eukaryota; Fungi; Ascomycota; Leotiomycetes; Helotiales; Sclerotiniaceae
Exons: 3
Coding region: 1032-4028 (998 amino acids)
Source: RefSeq, a predicted model, not a curated record
AAAUAUUACAAACAAACUUUUGCACCAACAAGCAUUGAUUACCAAGUCUUUAUUUCAUGUAAUUGGGAAGCUUCUGAGGGUUAGAUAGCCUGACGGGCUCAUCAUCAUGGCUCUUGAAGUAAUCGGUGGAAUAGCCAGCAUUCUUCAGCUGGCCGGAACUGUCUACACAAUCUCAAAGACCCUUUACGAAGUGGGUGAAGCUCUAUCCAAUGCCCCUUCUGAUAUCAAGGAUUUAGCAAGGGACCUUGAAACUUUUUCAGAUGAGCUUCAUCUGCUAUCUACAUUACUUCACGGUAAAGAUGGUCGCUAUGCAGAUCAGGUGUAUAGGCUUACAGCUAAAAUCAUUGGGGAUUGUGCGACGAUAUGCACGAAAAUCGAUCGAAUUAUUCGGAAAUUGAGAAGUGGUAGUGUUCUGGCCAAAAUUAAAUGGUUGUACAAAGAGAAGGAAAUUAUGAAGUUGUUGGCGAGACUUCGUGACUUAAAGUUGAGUCUGAUGGGUACAUUGAGCGUGUUGAGUGCACUGAGAGCUGAUAAUAUGAUGGACUCUUUGGGUAUAAAUAACCCCAGUAUGAUUGGUGGCCCGAACAGAGAUGGUCUGUCAACAGAGACACGCAUGCAAGUGGAGGAUACGAGACUAAAAUUGGCUGGCAUGUCGAUGAAGGAUACCACUGGAGCCUCUUUGGGGUCAAAAUCUUUGCUAGCAUCGAGCGCAUCUUUAGUUUCGGGGGGCUCAAGCUCUACCUUAGGUACAUCGGCUACAUCGUCAACCUAUGUUAGUCCCCCAGCAACUAGAAUACCUAGUACAACCAGCUUUUCUACAUCCUCAUUCAUUUCAAUGGCAGUGGUGCCAAAGAGCAUGCCGCCAAUCCUAAACACUCAUGCAAACCAGUCUGUAGAUUCCUUCCACAGCGCCUUAUCAUAUCAAAAUCGAGAAUCGUUAGAUGGCCGAACGAGUAAGUCUUCAAGGUUCAAGACCUGAGAUCUGCAAUAUGUGAUGGUGAGUGUUUUCAAAACUGGGCUAACAUGUCGAAAUGUCAGAACAAGUGGAGAGCUUCUUCAAGCCAGAAGAUCUUAACGAUAUACCUGUGAUACCACAGUCUGUAGUGGUAUCCGAUAGACAUGACAAACCUUCAUUUUCAGUAGAAGAGAGCCACCAACUGAAUACAUCCGAAUCAGAAUCUCUCAAGGGUUGGAGAAAUGAGAUGAUUCUUUCAGCGAUGAAACAUUUCAACAUGAAUAUCUUGGAUGCUGAGGAAUGGGCCAAGCAUCUGCCAGUUCCUAGCAAUAUCUCGGCAACAACUGGGCCUACCGAUCAAGCGGAAACCUCGCCUCACCCAAAAGUCGAGAACAAGCCUCAGGAAAUAGAGCAUGGCAAAGUGUAUCAUGGAUACCAGGGAGAAUCUUCAAGUCAAUACGAAUAUUAUGAGGCAUUAGAGCGCGAAUCGUCCUGUGAAAUACCUGAAUUACUUAACUUCAUGCCUGAAAUGGGCUACAUCCCUUCUGCCAUACACUCUCCUGCGUCCCCGGAACACAUUCUUGUAGAGAGUGAUAGUGCGAAGAGUCAAAAUCAUCAAAUUGAUGCAGUUUUGGGUUCUUCAAUGGGAAAAGAGACAAGUUUUGGCGGAUUUGGCGUUGAUGGGCCUCGAAUGGAGGAAUCCGAUGGCUACUCUGCAUCUCCCGCUUGUUCCCCAGUGAGCCCAGCCUACAGUUGCAUAGAAGCUGAUAGCUCUCAAAUCCAGGCUGAUAAAACCUCAUCGUCUUUCAUGGGAGAUAAAAAACGUCUGGAUAACUCCAAAUUUAUGGAUGAGUCUGUGACAACAAACAAUUGGCAUCUUACAGAGGAGAAGAAGAUGAGCCCAAGUUCACUCAAAUAUAUCCCGUCGAAAAGUAAUGAUCUCAUGGGGCAUCAUGAUUACGAUACUGAUCUUACGAAACAAACCAGUUUAUCCUCGCAAGUUGCGUCAUAUCUUGAUCGUGGUAAUCUCGAUGCUUCGAUUACACAAACUAGACACACCUUAAACCAAAUCAACAACGCAGAUCCUUCAAAAUGUCUCCCUCCUAAGCGUGAGCUUGAUCCACACUACAUCAGUGAUCUACGCGACCUUACUGCACACGACUGCACAGACGCGUUUAACAACGAGGAGCAAGAUGGCUCGCCAUUGGAUGAGCAUGAGGCUUGGGUACAGCGCAAUCGGGAAGAACGUCGUCGUCGACGCCGCAGUUCAGCUACUGUACAAAAACGAUCACUUGCGGGUCAUGAAGUUCAGCUCAUACUUCUUAAGGAUCAGAAUAAAAGGAGACAAGAAAUCGCAAAACUGGGGCAGCAAAAUAGCUGUCAACAAUUAUCAGAAACAUCUCACCAGGCAAACUUAGAAAGCGCACUUCCUAAACUAAAUGUACCUGCCAAUGAACUCGCGUAUCUGGACGAUCAGAGCCAACUUGUACUUAUCAAGAAGGAGAAUGAAGACAGGUUAGCAUUGACACGCCAGGUGCAGCGAAUUCAGAAUGCGAUGCUACCAUCAAAUUCAGUGGCACCAAAUCCCCAGCCUGAGACAUCCAGAGCUGACGAUAUUCUAUUUACCGGCAAAAAAUCUGCCGACUCUCCUUACUCAAAGCCCAACUUGUUUGGUAUCCCCACCCAGUUGAGUCCUGUUGACCCGAGUUUUGCUCAAUCUGAACAAUUUGUUCAGGUCAAUAACUCUAGUUGUACUACUCCGGGUGUUAUACUUCAGACAAAUCAAAAAUACACUGCAAUUCAAACAUGGCCUUCGCAUGGAACUCAACAACAACACCAAAAGCUGCAGUCAUCUAUUCAACGAACUCAACGAAUUCAAAUGCAACAACAGCAACAAAAACAAAUGGUUCGGUUGUCUCCCCACCGACGUCUUGGAGUUACCGAAAGAGUUGCUGGGGGAGAUUCCGGACGAUGGCAUAAUUUUGAUGCCUGCCUAAGCAUGGAAAUCUCGGCUAACAUGCCAUCGGUACUCCAUGGACUUGGAACUGAAAAUCUGUUACCCAAAACACAGCCUCAAGAGGUUCAAAUGCUAAAUCGAGCAUCACAAGAAACCUAUAUAAGAGAUGGACAGCCUUCUUAUCCGUCUAUAUCGCCUUAUGGCAAGAGUGAACCUCGCGGACGUAUGGAAUUGCCCCCAGGUUAUACUGAUGAUCUCUCGGGACAAGUUUUCAAGUCAUCAAAAAUUGAUAGAUCGAAUAACGACUCUAUUCUCAAUUUUCAGAAUGAAGUGUCUAACAAGGGCCCAGGUGGAUUUUGGAUACGAGGUUUCAUAAAUGUAAAGUCAUUGGAUGCUGUCAUGUGGAGUAAUUUAGAACAGUACUUGAAAUGGCAGCGCGUUUACGCUACUUCAGAAGCAGGAUCUAUUCCGCUUGUUGCCAAUUCAGAUUGGUUUGCAAAUCUCUACAAAGAGAGGAUUGCUCUACGCCGUCAGAUGUUUCCGCGUGCUGCUAGCUGUAUCCAGAAAAUACUUGAUGUUCUAGCCGUGAUGGAAGAGACGAUCGGCCUUAAAAUUGGAGCUAUUGCAUGGGCAUGUCUUCUGGGAGCCGUCGAGAACUUGCUUUCGUAUGGUACAAACUGGACAGUUGAUUCCCAAACCAGGAUUAUCACAGAAAUGAGCGAAAUUGCCAGCAUAAUCGCUCGAUAUACCGUCAUGGAGAAUAUUUAUUCUCAGUGGAAAGGAAUGAGUCUUGAUAAAGAUUACGAACAAUCUCUUAUCAACCUAUCCACUCAUGUUUUGAUCUAUCUUGGAGCUUUCGUUCCGAGUCUCUCAGAGAGUAGCACGAAUGCCGAUAUGAAGCCCUAUUUCGAAAAAAUCAUCGAAGCCGAUACGGCAUGUCGUGAGUUCACGGUCAUUGUGAGCUCCAAUAAUAAUGACAUCGAUCGGAAACGCUUAUUUGAGGAAUUUUCGGAUGAUUCGGACGACACUGUCGAUUCAGACGGAACUAUCUUGGGAGUUGAUGGUAAUGAGCAAGUGAAUGACACGCCAUCAUCAGCAAAGCGCACUAAGAUAUAGAAACACGAAUUUGUUUGAAAUUGUAAAUUGAACAUGUAGUAUAUACCCUUGUUUAUCCUUUCAUCAUAUUUCUUGCCUAUAUUUGUUGCUAAUCUGCGUUCACUGUUGGUAUCAUAAAAUGGGAGUCCAUGAAACUUAUCAAGUGGAAGAGGUGGAUCUAAAAUCACUCGAGAAGAGUAAAAUGAAAUCUUUUGUAGGCGACAUUGAUUCAUGAAUUCGGCCAAGAGAAGAACCUCUGAUCGAGAUAAGUGCGAUAUUUCAGGUAUUCAGAACGAUCACCGUGUCUGUAUGGUAGAAUCUCGUAUAAAAUUCCCAAGAACAGAGCUGGCCAUUUCAAAUUGCUGAUCCGAGCAACUGCAAAAAUGAACAAAACAUCACCCCUUUGAUCGAUCAUUACGCUCACCCAUCAUUUCCUCUCCCUACACCACCUUCCAAACUAUUAUCCUAGCCUGUAAAUCCCAACGCCCUCUUCAGUGCCACCAAUCUCGAUCUCACUUCUCUUCCCCUCGCCUUUUGACAACUAACACAAACAUCUUUAUCCUCAUGAUUCCAGGCAUAACAUCCCAACUAUCCAAGUCUAUCAAUCAG